AUGUCUGACGUUAUACGUAAAGUUUUUCUGGGUCUUGUUCUCUCACUAGCGUCCGUUGGUGUAGGAUAUCAGGUUGGCGCGUUAACAACACGCGUCAAGUCGAAUCCGAAUCUUAAAGAGGAAUUGAAAGAAAGUCCUCCAGCGAUUGAAGAGGAGGAGGUUGACGAACAAGCCAUAUCCGAUGGAGAUCUCAAAUGCCCAAUCGGCUUCAUGGAACCUUGCAAAUUGGUACUCGUUGUUCGUACAGACCUUAAGUUGACCCCAGCCAGCAUCGCUACUCAGUUGAAUGCUGGUGCGCGCCUACCUACUCUUUUAGAGCUGAGGAAUAACACAUUUUCUAGCCAUGCAACAUUAGCAUGCUAUAAAGCUCUCAGCAAGAAGAAUUCAUCCCUUGCGUAUCAAUGGGAGGUUUUAGGACAGGCCAAAAUUGCUCUCAAAGCUAAAUCAGAAGACCAGCUGCUAGAAUUGGAGGCGAUUGCAAAAAGUUUGAACCUUUGUGCACGAUAUGUAACAGAUCCCGAGAGAGAUAAUGAACGCAGUAUAUUGGGAAUAGGGCCAGGUCCAGUUGGACUUAUAAACGAGGUUACUGGGAAACUGCGCCUUCUAUAA
This is a messenger RNA of Psilocybe cubensis, 609 nucleotides long. RefSeq lists its product as uncharacterized. The record is from RefSeq and is a predicted model, not a curated record. Gene Ontology annotation, molecular function: peptidyl-tRNA hydrolase activity. Bases 1 to 609 code for a protein of 202 amino acids. NCBI's taxonomy places the organism in Eukaryota, Fungi, Basidiomycota, Agaricomycetes, Agaricales, Agrocybaceae. Gene Ontology annotation, cellular component: mitochondrion; cytosol. The transcript is spliced from 6 exons.